AUGGCGUUAUCACAAGCAGGAGAGAUGCUGUCCUCUCUUCGGUGUUUGUUAUAUUUAUUGGUCCUCGGUGUUGCAGGAAUAAACUCGUCGACCCUCCGUCUCCAUCCUGAGCAGCGACAUAUGCUGCCGCAAAACAGAGGAUUUUUCACAAUAGAAGCAAAUGAGGAUUUAUUAGACGGAGAUGGAGGUGGCUCCGCGGCUCGAGCGCUGCAUCUGGCCGCUCGUAGUGGAGUCAAAGGCGGGUCGGACUACGGCGCCUAUCCGCAGCAUCGAAGUCGUCGGAGCACUGGUAAACCGGCUAUGCCAAAGGUGUACGGCCAGGCCAACCUGAAUGACUCUCAUAACCAGAUGGUGGUCCACUGGGCUGGAGAGAAGAGCAAUGUCAUUGUAGCCUUGGCUCGAGACAGUGCAGGACCCACCGGGCCCAAAACCAGCUCUGUCUACGUGUCCUAUGACUAUGGCACCACUUUCAUACUUGUCUCAGACAAGUUCAGGUUUUCGGGGGCUAAUAUGAAGAAUGGCAGCAAGCAGGUCAUCUCUCAGUUCUACCACAGCCCUGCAGACAACAGAAGGUACCUUUUUGUAGACUCUACCAACAACCACCUUUGGAACACCUUUGACUUCUGUAAAACCGUCCAGGACUUCUCCCUCCCCUUCAAACCAACCGACCUGCUGCUCCACAGCAGACGAUCCAACCUAGUACUUGGGUAUGACAGCUCCCACCCAAACAAACAGCUGUGGAAAUCAGACGACUUUGGGGAAACGUGGGUGUUGAUCCAAGAGCACGUGAAGACCUACUUUUGGGGUGUGGAACCCUACGACCCCCCAACCACAGUGCUUGUCCAGAGACACGAACCACAGGGUGUCUCCACUAUUCUCAGCAGCACAGACUUCUUUCAGACUGAACAGAACCGCAGAGUGAUCCUAGGGCUGGUGGACAGCUUCCAGCUCCGAGACAAGUACAUGUUUGCCACCACCACACAGAAACUGUUGGGCAGCCAUGAACCUUCAUCUGUUCAGCUCUGGGUCUCUUACAACCGCCAGCCAAUGAAAGCAGCCCAGUUCAUGACCCGGCAUCCAAUCACAGAGUAUUACAUAGCAGAUGCAUCUGAGGACCAAGUGUUUGUGUGUGUGAACCACUUGAACAAUGUCACACACCUCUACAUCUCAGACACACAGGGCCUCUCCUUCUCUCUGUCACUGGAGAAUGUGCUGUAUUACAGUCCUGAAGGCUCUGGCAGCAACACACUCAUCAGGUACUUUGCCAAUGAGCCGUUUGCAGACUUGCACCGUGUGGAGGGGCUGAGAGGCGUCUACAUCGCCACUCUCAUCAAUGGUUCUGUGAGCGAGGACAACAUGCGAUCUGUCAUCACGUUUGACAAGGGAGGGACAUGGGAGUUGCUUCAGCCACCUGCCACCGACAGCCUGGGAGGAACCAUAGACUGUCAGCUCAGUAAAGGUUGCUCUCUCCACCUGGCUCAGCGCUGGAGCCAGCUGUUCAACAUCCAGCUGAGGAGGAUACCUAUUUUAUCCAAGGAUUCUGCACCUGGACUUAUUAUGGCCACAGGAUCUGUUGGCAGGAACUUGGCCAACAAACCCAAUGUGUAUGUAUCCAGCAGCGCUGGAGCCCAGUGGAGAGAGGCAUUGGCAGGGCCUCAUUUCUACACCUGGGGUGACCAUGGUGGUAUCCUUAUGGCUAUCACACAAGGAGGCCCCACUACACAACUGAAGUUCAGCACCAAUGAGGGCGAGACGUGGACCGACUUUAAGUUCUCAGAAAAGGACGUGUAUGUUUACCAGCUGCUGACAGAGCCUGGAGAGAAGAGCACCAUCUUCACUAUUUUUGGUUCUUACGCAGAGCAGAGGCACAGCUGGCUCAUCUUGCAGGUCAACACCUCUGACGUUCUGGGGGUACCUUGUUCUGAGAAGGACUACAAGUACUGGUCCCCAUCUGAUGAGCAUGGUAACGAGUGUCUGUUGGGCAGAGAGAUAACAUUUAAAAGGCGAGCUCCUCAUGCUACGUGUUUUAACGGAGAGGAUUUUGACCGGCCAGUCACCAUCUCUAACUGCUCCUGCACACGCCAGGACUAUGAGUGUGAUUAUGGCUUCAAGUUGAGUGAAGACUUAUCUCUUCAGGUGUGUGUCCCUGACCCUGAGUUCUUGGGCGAUCUCUACGCUCCUCCAGUUCCUUGUCCUGUUGGGACCACCUACCUCCGCAGCAAAGGCUAUAGGAAGGUACCAGGUGACAGCUGCAGCGGUGGCGAUGUGGAGGCCAGGCUGGAUGGAGAGAUGUUGCCUUGUCCUAUCGGAGAGAGUAAUGAGUUCAUCUUGUAUGCUGUGAGAAACUCUAUCCAUCGCUACGACCUGGCCACGGGCACCGACCAGGCUCUGCCUCUAGCUGGCCUUAGGGAGGCUGUGGCUCUGGACUUUGAUUACGACAGGAACUGCCUGUACUGGGCCGACAUCUCACUGGACACCAUACAGCGGCUGUGUCUGAAUGGCAGCACAGGUCAGGAGGUUGUUGUGAGGAAAGACCUGCAGAAUGUGGAGGCUCUGACUUUUGACCCCAUCAGUAGACUGCUAUACUGGGUGGAUGCUGGAGCACAGAAGAUUGAAGUUUCAAAUCCUGAUGGAGAUCUGCGUCACACUCUGCUCAACUCUUCCAUCCUAGAACAUCCGCGAGCUAUGGUUCUGCUGUCUGGAGAGAGUCUGAUGUUCUGGACUGACUGGGGAGACCGAGCACCUGGGAUUUACCGAAGCUACAUGGAUGGAACCAACGUGUCCCACAUCGUGUCAGAAGGUGUUCGCUGGCCCAAUGGCAUCACAGCUGAUGACCACUGGCUGUAUUGGACUGAAGCCUACAGCGACCGCAUUGAAAGGGCCGACUUUACUGGAGGGCAGAGGAGCGUUCUCAUGGAGGGACUACCCCACCCAUACGCCAUAGCUGUCUUUAAGAAUGACCUGUACUGGGACGACUGGUCCAAAAUGGGAAUCUUCAAAGCUCCAAAGGUUGGUUCUCAGAACAACGAACUGAUUGUUGGCAGGCUAACUGGAGUUAUGGACCUCAAGAUCUUCUAUAAGGGGAAGAACAGAGGCCAUAAUGCUUGUGCUGACCAGCCAUGCAGCCUGCUGUGUCUGCCUCAGCCCGGCCACAGACACACCUGCAUUUGCCCAGAGGGUGCACCAACUGUAACUAUGCCCAAUGGAGAGCUGCAGUGCCAGUGUCCCCAGGGCUACCAGCUCCAGAACAACACCUGCGUCAAGACCGACCACAGCUGUUUGCCAAACCAGUAUCGGUGCUCCAAUGGCCGAUGCAUCAGCAGCAUAUGGAAGUGCGACAGUGACAACGACUGUGGAGACAUGAGUGAUGAACAAGAGUGUCCCACUACGACCUGUGACCCAUCCAACCAGUUUCGCUGCGUGGCCUCAGGUUCCUGCAUCCCACUGGCCUUUAAAUGUGAUCGUGAAGAUGACUGUGGUGACAACAGUGAUGAGGAGAACUGCGAGUCUCAUAAGUGUGGGCCCGAUGAGUUCACAUGUGCACGUGGUGUUUGCAUCCGCAAGACUUGGCGCUGUGAUGGAGACAAUGACUGCAGAGACUGGUCAGAUGAAAUGAACUGCACUGUGGGCCACCAUACAUGCGAGCCCAGCAGUUUCCAGUGUACCACAGGUCACUGUAUACCGCAGCGCUGGAAAUGUGAUGGUGAUGAUGACUGUCAGGAUGACUCAGAUGAAGAUCCACAGCAUUGUGAGGGAACUCAGUGUAAAGGCUUCCUCUGCUCCAAUCACACCUGCCUGCCAGCCUCCGCACACUGCAAUGGCAUCAAGGAGUGUCCAGACGGUGCAGAUGAGAACAACUGUGAUCCCCUGUGUACUCGCUACAUGGAGUUUGUAUGUAAGAACCGAGUCCAGUGUCUGUUCCAGUCUCUGGUGUGUGAUGGGAUCAAACAUUGUGAAGACGGAUCUGAUGAGGACACUGCAUAUGCUGGAUGUGCCACACCAUCCGAAUUCAGCAAAGUGUGUGACAUCUAUACCUUCCAGUGUGCCAAUGGAGUGUGUGUGAGCCUGGAGUGGAAGUGCGACGGCAUGGAUGACUGUGGGGAUUAUUCUGAUGAAGCCAAUUGUGCUGCUCCUACUGAGGUCCCAGGCUGUUCUAGGUAUUUUCAAUACGAGUGCGAAAAUGGUCGUUGUAUCCCCACAUGGUGGAAGUGUGAUGGAGAAAAUGAUUGUGGGGACUGGUCUGAUGAGGCCCUGUGUACAGGUGGUGUUAUUCCUCACACUGUGGCCCCUGGUCCCUCUACAUGUGCCCCCAACCGCUUCCACUGUGGCUCGGGGACUUGUAUCAUCAAUACCUGGGUGUGUGAUGGCUAUGCCGACUGUCCUGAUGGCAGCGAUGAGUUUGGAUGUCCAGCAGCAGUUAAUGCUUCCGUGACUCCUGCCCUGGUACCCACCCAGGCCCCUCCCCCGCCUCAUUCCCCUGAUCACUGUAGUCGAGGUCAGUUCCUGUGUCAUCAUCCCGCCCACUGCAUCCCUGACUGGCAGCGCUGUGAUGGACACCGCCACUGUCAGGAUGGCUCUGAUGAAGCUCACUGCCCUACCCCUGGGCCUCUGUUCUGUGUGAAUGGGACUCGCUGUUCUGAUUCUGAAGCCUGCGUGCUGGACAGUGAGUGGUGUGAUGGGUUCCUGGACUGCUCUGACCAUAGUGAUGAAGAUAGCUGUACCACGGAGACCUUGGCCUAUAAAGUCCAGAACCUCAAGUGGACACCAGACUUCUCUGGUGGCAUCACUCUGACCUGGACCCGUCCUAAAAACCUUCCCCAGGACUCCUGCAACUUCCUCAUCUACUACAGGCUUGUGGGAAUGCAGCAGUGGACCAUCAUGGAUACCAGCAGUAACAAGGCCAGCUACAAAUUGACUGUGCUAAAACCAGACACCACCUACCAGGUGAAGGUGCUCACUCAGUGCCUCAGCAAGCUGCACAAGACCAAUGAGAUGAUCACAGUCAGGACCCUAGAGGGAUUACCUGACCCUCCCAGGAAUCUGCAGCUGUCUUGUGAUAAUGGUGAGGAUGGGACGGUAUUGGUCUCCUGGAGCCCUCCUGACAAGGGCAACGGCCUCAUCAGGGAGUACAUUGUUGAGUACAGCGUGCCUCGAAGUGCUGAUUGGACAUCACAGAGAUCCACCACAAACAGCACUGAGGUGAAGGAGCUGCAGCCAGAAACUCUGUAUAGGUUCAAAGUGGCUGCAGUGACCGGUCGAGGUGUUGGAAACUGGUCUGAAGAGAAAUCCAUUACUCCUAGGAAAGCUCUGCCGCCUCCCUCUGUAAUCGCCGACAGCAUCACCACUGAUUCCAUGAGCCUAUCAUUUAGCUUAAACUCACAGUACGAUGUGAAACAGUACAUUGUGAUCCUGUCCUGGCAGUUUGACACCCAUGUGAAGGAGAAGACAAACUAUACAGUCACAUCAGGGGUCCUCAAAGUUACAAACCUGACAGCAGGGACAGUGUACGAGGUGGCCGUGUGGGCUCACACCAGCGUUGGUGACAGUCCCACUGCCCUGUCACAUCCACAGACCAGAGGCGCGCAGCCAGAGCGGCCUCUCCUCAAAGCCAAGGCUGUCAAUCAGACAGCUGUGGAGUGCAGCUGGACCAUUAGUGGAUCGCCUGCGCAAGUGUAUGGUGUAUUUUAUGCCACCUCCUUCCUGGAUUUCUACCUCAGUCCUCAUCAGGUGCAUACCACUUCUGCCGGCCUCACAGUGACUGUAGAAAGCGAUGAACAAUAUCUCUUCCUGGUGCGGGCUGUUGCUCCUUUCCUGGGUCCUCCCUCUGACUAUGCUGUGGUGAAAAUGAUUCCCAAUGAAAGGCUGCCACCCAGGAACCUCCACCGUGUACGAGUCGACAAGACUCAGGCUACACUGAAAUGGCAGCCACCUUAUGACAGCCCAAGCAAACCUUUGACAUAUGCAAUCCAUGUGCGGGAUGUGAUUCGUAAGGUGGAGCGUGACUACAAACUGACCACCCAGAACAACACAGUGGAGUACCUACUGAAAGGCUUGGAGCCUGGAGGACGAUACAGCGUCUCUGUCCGCCUGCGAAACAUGAGCAAGGAGGCCAGCUUCACGCUCGGCACAGUUCCUCUUGCGGCACCCGAAGCCCUGAAAAUUUUGACAGAAAAAGACCACAUAUUCCUCUUAUGGAAGAGCCUGGCUGUCCGAGAGAAGGGCUUCAAUGAGAGCAGGGGGUAUGAAGUGCAUGUCUUUGACAGUGGGACCAACAUGACAUCAUACCUGGGAAACACCACAGAGACGUACUUCAGGAUCAGCAGCCUGCUGAUGGGACACAACUACACUUUCUCUGUUCAGGCUCGCUGUUUGCUCAAUGGUCAGCUGUGUGGGGAGCCUGCCCUACUGCUCUAUAACCAACUGACAGGGAGCAGCGACGCAUCCCGCAGAGAGGCCCACUCAGGGGACAUGGCAGCAGUGGUGGUUCCUGUCCUCUUCCUGCUGCUGCUGGGAGUGUGUGGCGGCUUGGUAGUUCUCUACCUCCGACACCGGCGGCUGCAGAACAAUUUUACCGCCUUUGCCAACUCCCACUACAACUCUCGGCUGGGCUCUGCCAUUUUCUCCUCUGGGGAUGAACUGGGUGAUGAUGAUGAAGAUGCUCCCAUGAUCAGCGGUUUCUCAGACGAUGUUCCCAUGGUUAUCGCAUAGCAUGACCUCCCCAUUACCCAUUUCUCUCUGUUCCCUUCUCUUCUCUUCUUCCACCCUUUAGUCCCCUUCACUCCCUGUCGGCAGCGCGGUACAAUGGAGCGCAGAGCCACCAGGCGGAAACUCGACGCCAUCCCAACCUCAUCAGUGGGAAUCCACCCCAAUUAGCAGAAACAUGAAGAAAAAUGGAAAUGUGUAAAGAGAGAAAAAUAUUUUUCAAAUGUACAAUGCACUUUUUUUGGAUGCGCAAUAACUUAUUUUUUAUAAUGUUAAAAAUAUAUAUGGGGUCAAAAAAAAAGACUGGGAGGAAGAAGUGGACUCUGAAGAAACUGUGAAGGAUUUGAGUUUGUGGAGCACGUCAGGGAAAGAAACGACCCUAUCUGUAAUGCAAACUCAUUACCCAUAGGAGUGGUACAUUGCUUAAAGCCAAAAUACGGAUCCAGAGACUGGAAUAUAGAAUGCAGGAAAUACACAUUAAAAAAUACAAACUUAUAGACUUACGCUGUAUACAAAAUGUGUAAAUAGAAAAUACUGGAGCAGUAAUAGUUACAUAUUCUGGUACGAGUACAGUUUAUACUGUAGCAGUAUAUGUAACAUUGGUGCCCCGUGUGAGCCAGUUAGAUGAGUUAACUGUGGAUCACGUGUCCUCUUUUCCAGAAUCAGAAUUGUUUGUCUUGUCAAAGGAUCACCAGUUUGGAUGUUGCUGAUUGGUGCAGAAACAAAAAGUCUUUGAUUGACAGCGCUAUCAAUCAGAUCAGUGAUUUUAUUGGCUGGUGGCGUCAUGUAGUGUCCUCGUAGGUGCGCUUUUCUUUUCCACCAGCAGCACUGUUUUGUGUCAGUAGAGGCAACACAAGAUUGAAGAAUAUUCCUGGCUUUGAAAGACGCCCUCCUAGCCUCCUAGCAUUGCCAAGAUCACCUGAAUGAAUUUGUAAAUAUUGGCUUUUAAAAUAUCUUCUCCUUGUAAUGCUGCACCAUGUUGUUCAGUAAAAUGUGUAUUUUGUUUUGUUUUGGGUUUUAUUGUUUGUUUAUAUUGUUCAGAACCACAAAUCAUUGUUCGCAACAUUUUGCCAUAGUUGUAGUCCUCAAGGAAGUGUGUUUGGGGUUCUCAGGGAACUGUGUCGGAGCGGACACCAGCCCAUCACCACCACCGCCAUAGCUUAGGCCGCACUGUGCAUCUACUGAAUAGAUAAAGAAAUCUUUGAAGAGGUCCUGGAUCAGCUGUAGGUACAGAUUACUGUGCGUGAGCGUCAGUUUUAGGCUGUUUUAGAUCAAAGUUUAAAUGCUCACUUCAUCAAGAAGUUUUUUACACACUGCUGGUUGUGUCUAGUCAUUUUAUUGUUUUGCAUUUAUUUGGUUUGGUUUUUAGAUAGAAAUGUGUCCUGUUCCUGUGGAUAGUCACACAGUGUGUGGUGUGCAUGUCCUCAUGAGAAAACAAUACAGUCCAAAAGUCAAAUAGACAAUAAAUCUACAAUAAUAUGUAGAGAGAAGGUUUGCAGGGCUUCACAUCUGACAAGUUCGAACUCAUAAACCUUUGAUGAAAGUCUUAAAUACAGGAAACAACCACCAAGUUGUUAACAAUUAAUGUUUUGACGCUCAGUUCGACAAAAAUAACCAGGACAAAUAAUUACUACAUGUCCCUCCUUUUUAAUUUUUUUUUUUUCAACUUUAACUUUUAAACUUCAAGGAUGUAAAUAGAAUAAAUCCAGCCCUUCACAUUCCAUGAGCUGUAACUCUCAAAGUUUUGCCAUUUUUAUCCACACGUGGACAAAUAUAAGCAGAACUGCACGAGCAAGCCAAUAGGGAUGCUGGUUGGUUUCUUUAGGAUGGUGGAACCAGUGUUGCAUAAGGAGCAGCUGAUUGGAUAGAGAGAGUAACAUGUGGGGACAAUAUUGAAUCUCACAUGAAUAGAUGCAUUAACACACAUGCACAAACAUUAGUUCUGCUCCCGCCCUCCUCACCUAACACUGUACCGCAGUCCAUUAGCAGAUGUUGGUGUUUUGCCUGUGGAAGCCAUUUGAACUGAUGGUGUUCUGCUUUGUGUUGAUCUUGCUUUUGUUCUGUUUGUAAGGACGUCUUCAUGAAUGUAUUUUGCAUCUGUACUUUUUUGGUAAUGUUCCAGCUCAUUAUGCUACUGUCACCACCUGUGACGUCAGUGCACAUGCUCUGUUCUUUACCCCCGGAUUUGUGACCCCCCCCACACACACACACACAGUGGAACACAGCCUUUAUUUAAACCUGUUUCUGCAUGCAAAUUGCAGCUGUUUUAAAACCUUCCGAUUUGUGAACUCAGCGCAGCAAACCAUUGCUGUCAGGUUGAGCCCACAUGUUUGCUUUCAUCAUCUCAUCCCUUCCUAGAUCAUCAAACGGUGUCUGUGCUGACAUUUUUCCUCAAGACUUAGGCUUGAUUUCACGCAGCUCUUCACCCUGUUCAUGAGGCACUUUGUUCCAUUUCUUGGCCUUAACAGAUUUUUCUGGCAUUGAUGCUGUUUUUUGCUCUGUAGAGUUUGCGUUCUCUGAUUUUCUGUUUUGCCACAUAUUGCCUUAUUAGAACACGUUAGGUUUCUAUGUAAUUUACUGUUUGUACAAUGUAACACAGAUGCACAUGCAUGCAUACAGCCACACACACACACACACACACACACACACACACGACCCGCAUGCAAGGCUGAGGAGGAAUUCACUGUUCGGGCAUUUGGUUAAUUUUGUCAGAUCACUGCUCCUUUGUGCUGCAAGAUGGCCUCUUAGUAUUUUUAGUCAGGUUUUACACAUGUGCAAAGUCUUCUUAUUGGUUGUUAUGUGCUGUUUGCUUUUCACUUCUUUUAAAGUGGACUCUUGUGAAAUAGCUUGCUUCAAAAUGUCAUUUGGCAGUGACUUUGACCAUGUUGGAAGAUGUUAAUGUCUUGCUUGCUUGUGUCAGAGAUUGCGAGGAAAGUAAAAUGUUUUGAAAACAUUGUGAGCUGUUUCAAAAAACACUUAUAAUGAAAUAA
Messenger RNA from Archocentrus centrarchus (flier cichlid), 9692 nucleotides. It is a transcript of the gene sorl1, whose product is annotated as sortilin-related receptor, L(DLR class) A repeats containing. The record is from RefSeq and is a predicted model, not a curated record. The transcript is spliced from 48 exons. Gene Ontology annotation, biological process: protein retention in Golgi apparatus; protein targeting to lysosome; post-Golgi vesicle-mediated transport. Gene Ontology annotation, cellular component: Golgi apparatus; membrane. The coding region runs from base 1 to 6708 and encodes 2235 amino acids. Gene Ontology annotation, molecular function: protein binding. NCBI's taxonomy places the organism in Eukaryota, Metazoa, Chordata, Actinopteri, Cichliformes, Cichlidae.